GUCUAUUUCAACUCCUGGUAUUUGGUUGGGGUUAAGCAUCUAUCUACUGCGCCCACAAGCACCAUACCAACCAAUCACAACUCAACACUUUUGACCUUUCCCUUUCAUUCUCACCCUUCUUCUGUUUCUUGCUCCUGUUCCAUUGAUAUAGAGUGAAAGAUCCCUGUCUUGCAAGUACAAAGGCCCCGGGCUCACAUUUUUCUUUAUCACUAUAAUACUUUACUUCUUCUCACUCUCUCUUUCUCUCUCGAAAAAAAAAAGUUCAUUUCCCACUAAAAAGCUUCCAUGUACUUCCAAAGCUUCAAGCUUUAACAACUCUGCAAAACACAGAUAAAAACCCUCCUCUCUCUGUUUCUCUUCUUUUGUAAGUUUUUCUUUAAUGGGUGUUUGAAAUUUUCGGUGAAUCUUUCUUGCUUUCCCAGCUCUCAGUUUCUCAAAACUUGAUCUGGGUGUCUGUGAUUUUCUUCUAAUUAUAAGUAUUUUUGUGUGUGUGGAUCUGAUAUUGAGGUCUAGGGUUUAUCUUUUUUCACCAAUUAAGGAUCUUGAAUUCUCCUUGGGUUUUGGAAAGUUGGUGUCUUUUUCUUUUAUUGGAUUCCUUCCACUUAUAUGCUUCUUUGAAAAAGGGUUUUUGGGAUUCCAUUCCAAUAAAUUCAAAUGCUUCUUCCAUAAGCAAUACCUUCAUUCCUCUGCAUUUCCCAUCAGGGUUUUCUCUCUCUCUUUGAAAAGAUAAAAACUUUCAGAGAGAGAGACUACAGAGUCAUUGUUAUGCUUGUUUAAAUAAUCCAUAGCAUGAUUCAUUAGAGCUCAUAUAUUCAAUUCAACUGUAUAUUAGUAAUAAUAACACCAUGUACAGAGGAAUUGAAUUACUCUCUCCAGCCACUUACCUCCAAAACUCAAAUUGGUUGUUUCAAGAGAGCAAAGCAGCCAAAUGGACUCCAGAAGAGAACAAACGCUUUGAAAAUGCUCUAGCAGUUUAUGACAAGGACACACCAGAUCGUUGGGUGAAAGUUGCUGAAAUGAUUCCUGGGAAAACUGUUGGGGAUGUGAUGAAACAGUACAGAGAAUUGGAAGAAGAUGUGAGUGAUAUUGAGGCUGGUUUGAUUCCCAUUCCUGGCUAUUCCACCACCACAAACUCCUUCACCUUGGAGUGGGUUAACAACCAGGGCUUUGAAGGGUUGAAGCAAUUUUACAGUGUUGGUGGAAAGAGAGGAGCCAACACUAGACCAUCUGAUCAAGAAAGGAAGAAAGGUGUACCUUGGACUGAAGAAGAACACAGGCAGUUUCUGUUGGGACUUAAGAAGUAUGGUAAAGGUGAUUGGAGAAACAUCUCUAGGAAUUUUGUGACCACAAGAACUCCAACUCAAGUUGCUAGUCAUGCUCAGAAGUACUUUAUAAGGCAAGUGACUGGUGGCAAAGACAAGAGGAGAUCAAGCAUUCAUGACAUCACAACCGUUAAUCUUCCUGAAUCGAAAUCUCCAUCUUCAGAGAAUGGAAGAUCUCCUCCUUCACCUGAUCACUCUGUGCCAGUUAUGCAGCCAAAUUUGGCUAAGCAACAGCAGCAGCAGCAGCAAUAUGACUGGAAGCCAUCAAAUGAAAGCUUGCCAAUGGUGUUUAAUCAGCUAAAUUCGAAUGCUUAUGGGGGACCCUUUUGUGGGAUUUCUUCAUACAAAUCUAAGCUACAGGAGCAAAAUUUGCUAAGUGGAAAUCUUCGUGGAUCGCAGUUUGGUGCUUAUAGUAGUAGUACACUGUAUCAGAUGCAAUCUAUGCACCAUCAAUGAAAACCAAUGCUUGGAUCAAAGGGCUGAUUUUUCUCGAGUUUCUAAAGCGUUUGAGAGAUCCCAGAACGUUAUUCUAUGGAGGUUGGAAUCUCACCAUCCAUGCCAUUUAUAAUAGUUUUUAUGUGAAUAUAUUUGAUGAGGACUCUGAAUUAGUCCCUUAGCAAUUAGGCUCUAUGAGAAGUUCUGUUACUGUUAGUUCAUAUUCUGAUUUGAUAUUCCAAAAAUUUCUGAACCAUUGAUUAAGUGAAAGCUUGAGCUUUUUUCA
Cannabis sativa is the source of this 2043-nucleotide messenger RNA. RefSeq names its product transcription factor DIVARICATA. Gene Ontology annotation, molecular function: DNA binding. NCBI's taxonomy places the organism in Eukaryota, Viridiplantae, Streptophyta, Magnoliopsida, Rosales, Cannabaceae. The transcript has 2 exons. Bases 846 to 1778 code for a protein of 310 amino acids. The record is from RefSeq and is a predicted model, not a curated record.